Molecule: messenger RNA, 1242 nt
Organism: Necator americanus (New World hookworm)
Lineage: Eukaryota; Metazoa; Nematoda; Chromadorea; Rhabditida; Ancylostomatidae
Exons: 8
Coding region: 1-1242 (413 amino acids)
Source: RefSeq, a predicted model, not a curated record
AUGCUCGUCAUCUUCUACAUUGCAGUUGGGGUGCUCCUUCUUCCCUCUACUCUUCCUCAAGAUGUUGAAGAUUCUACGUCGAAAACGCUAUGUACAGGCGGCACAUAUAAUGAGGAAUACAUUCGUGACUACUUUGUCCAUACCAUCAACAAUCACCGCUAUGCACUGUUAAGAGGAUCUGAACAGAAUGGGCCGUGGAAUGAAACAGCAAAUCGGAAGAAGUUCCCACUAGCAAAGACUAUGAAUAGAAUAGAGUACGACUGCAACCUUGAACAGAAGGCUUUUGCUCUGUUGGGUCAGUGCUGUUCAACGGACUUUCCUUCCGGUCCAGCUGGAACGGCAGCCAUAUACUACGAUACUGAUCUGGACGGCUCUGACGACGCUGACUUGUUCAAAGCUGUUUGGCAUUGGACUAAAGAGAUAAGUAAGUUCGCGGUCAGCGAUGAUGCUUUUACCGCCAAACAAGUUGUGUACAGGAACGACGAUUGGAGGUUGUAUGACUAUUUGAACCUAGUGAGAGCCGCCAGCUCUAAAAUUGGAUGCGCGGAUAUAACUUGCAGACGCAGGGAUAUGAGAAGAUAUAGGGCAGUCUGCCUGCUCAAUAGGAAUCCCCUCACGGAUCGUGAUAUCAUCUACAAGACAGGAUUAGGCGGAUGCAAUAAGGGAGAGACGUGUCAGAGUGGAGUCUGCGAUCAGUUUGGAUUUUAUACCAUAUCGCCGAAGCUGUUCAUAGCUGCAUUGCAAUGGAUAAUGAAUUCACUUGCUUGGGAAGAAAGGGGCAUACGCGUUGACGGAAGAUUCCUCUCGAACCCUCGUUUUGAGGACUGCAUCGUUCCCUUUUCGAGAAGUACCAAUGAAGCAGAGACGAUGCUUAAGGAAUUGAACGAAGGAGAGAAGAGAAUAGGAUUUCGAAUAAACCGAAAGAAGGCUCAGUUCACAAAGAAAGUCUUCUGCGAGGGUGGAGGAGUACAACUUAAAGGCUCUCAAAUUGUGGGAACUUCGUCAUACGUAUUCUUUCGACGUUCUAUGAAUAUGGAAAACAACAUAAAGGAAGAACUGAAUACAAAGAUGAGAAUAGCGUUGGCAGAAUUCGCAACCGUCAGGGAAGCUAAAGACCAAAUGACAGAAAAAGAUCUGCGUGGCCAUCUGUGCGACUCCACAUCUCUUACAGCGCUCUGUUACGCAGUGAAGAAUUGGGCAGACACCCCUGCCACAUCUAGAAAACUACUCACUAGCCCUUAA